GCCUCCUGCACCAACAUGGCCUGCAAGCCCCUCUUCGUCCUGGCCGCCCUCGUGGCCCUCUCCGCCGCAUCUUACGUGCCCCAGGACUCCUAUGGAGCAGCGCCCGCUAACUAUGACUUCAACUGGGCCGUCAACGACGCUGCUUCCGGCAACAACUACGCCCACCAGGAGGCCCGCGACGGAGACAACACGCAGGGAUACUACUUCGUGCAGCUACCCGACGGUCGCCUGCAGAAGGUCACCUACUCUGUGCAGGGCGACUCAGGCUUCCUGGCCGAGGUCACUUACGAGGGCGAGGCCCAGUACCCACAGCAGGGAUACGGCGCCCCGCCAGGCACCCGACGCCCACCUACGGCACCCCUGGCCCGCACUACGCCCGCUGAGCGCACUUCCCUCCCUCCCGACGCCAGGACCCGCACCCCCUCAUCGCCACUCAUUCCUCACUCCCUUCUGUAUUUAUUGACUCCCUCCGUGCAUAACUUGCAAUAAAGACAAGGCAAGCAUUCCAGCCCUUUC
This is a messenger RNA of Portunus trituberculatus (swimming crab), 516 nucleotides long. Its product is annotated as cuticle protein 19.8-like. The record is from RefSeq and is a predicted model, not a curated record. The coding region runs from base 16 to 489 and encodes 157 amino acids. The transcript is spliced from 3 exons. Lineage: Eukaryota; Metazoa; Arthropoda; Malacostraca; Decapoda; Portunidae. Gene Ontology annotation, cellular component: extracellular matrix.